This is a messenger RNA of Ustilaginoidea virens, 627 nucleotides long. RefSeq lists its product as uncharacterized. The record is from RefSeq and is a predicted model, not a curated record. Bases 1 to 627 code for a protein of 208 amino acids. NCBI's taxonomy places the organism in Eukaryota, Fungi, Ascomycota, Sordariomycetes, Hypocreales, Clavicipitaceae. The transcript has 2 exons.
AUGAGUUCGAGUCUGAAGAACGAGCUGACCGUGUCUGAUCUCGAGGUUGACUCCCAUGCAUUGCGGUCACUCUCGAGGUCCGCUAUCCUCAAUACCAUCCACAGCCUUCGGGUUGUCAUGACGGCUCUGGCACUGUCAGCUGGCAUCGCAAUCUUGGGCCUUUCAGCAGAUACCCUUUUCGUUUACAAUUCCACGCACUUGCCCACCGAUUUCUUGCUGCCACUGUGGCCUGAGAACUUGGACCUUAGGCCAACCAAUGCCUUGGUCGCUGGCAGCGUCAUUGCUACGGCCAUGAACAUGGCAUCUAUUCUCGCCAGCAAAGCUCCAUCAAUUCGAGGCCGAGUCAAGGUUCAUUCAUCAAUCAGCUUGAUUGUGCCCCUGAUUUCGUUCAUUGCUUCCCUUGUUGCCAUGGUGCUGUUCUACGCCAUCAAUACAUCAACAACUGUCGACACCUUCCAGAGCUGGACAUGCCGCUGGAAGUCUGUUCCCAUGUCAAGUCGACCUCAUUUUGGCACACUAUGCAAGGAGAGUCAGGCUGCUCUAGCUCUAUCCAUGCUCCUGGUUCCGCUAGAGUUGCUUAUCUUGGUGGCUGCUUGCUUCCAAACGAUGCUGGAGAAGAAGGGUUGA